Molecule: messenger RNA, 1473 nt
Organism: Sinocyclocheilus grahami
Lineage: Eukaryota; Metazoa; Chordata; Actinopteri; Cypriniformes; Cyprinidae
Product: probable ubiquitin carboxyl-terminal hydrolase FAF-X
Exons: 10
Biological process (GO): protein deubiquitination
Molecular function (GO): cysteine-type deubiquitinase activity
Source: RefSeq, a predicted model, not a curated record
UUUGUUUUCAGAGCGGUGCGUCAGAUGGCACAGGAGCAGUUCUUCCUCAUGGCCACCAGGUGCUGUAUGGGACACAGACCCCUCCUGUUCUUCAUCACCCUCCUCUUCACUGUUCUGGGAAGUACGGCGAAGGAAAGAGCGAAGCACGCUGGCGAUUACUUCACGCUCUUGCGCCACUUACUCAACUACGCCUACAACAGCAACAUAAACCUUCCCAACGCAGAGGUGCUGCUGAACAACGAGAUCGACUGGCUCAAGAGGAUCCGGGAUGAGGUGAAGAGGAGCGGAGAGACGGGUGUGGAAGAGACCAUUCUAGAGGGUCAUCUGGGGGUCACCAAAGAGCUGCUGGCCUUUCAGACCCCGGAGAAAAAGUUCUACAUUGGCUGUGAGAAAGGAGGCGCUAAUCUGAUUAAGGUGAACGUAAGACGACUGCGUGUGAAACGUUCCCGCAGGUUAUGGGGGGAGCCGGUGAAUCUGAGAGAGCAGCACGACGCGCUGGAGUUCUUCAAUUCCCUGGUGGACAGUCUGGAUGAAGCGCUGAAAGCCCUCGGCCACCCCAGCAUGCUCAGCAGGAUCUUGGGCGGCUCGUUUGCAGACCAGAAGAUCUGUCAGGGUUGUCCUCACAGAACUUGUUUUGCUGUGAUUUGUGAGCAGGCCUGUGACAGUGUGACCAUGAGUGACCAUCUGUUGCGGGUGGUGCUGAACUUACUGAGGAGAGAAGUGUCCGAACACGGACGCCACCUCCAGCAGUACUUCAACCUCUUCGUCAUGUACGCCAAUCUGGGUCUGGCAGAAAAGACACAGCUGCUGAAGCUGAGCGUUCCAGCCACGUUCAUGCUAGUGGCGCUGGACGAGGGUCCCGGGCCUCCCAUUAAGUAUCAGUACGCAGAGCUCGGCAAACUCUACACCGUAGUGUCACAGCUGGUGCGCUGCUGCGACGUGGCGUCACGCAUGCAGUCCUCUAUUAACGGUAACCCACCUCUGGCCAAUCCGUUCGCCGACCCCAGCCUCACAGCUCCCAUCAUGCCCCUGCAGCAGCUAGUGGCUGAAACCCUGUUUGUGCGCACCAGCUACGUGAAGAAGAUCAUCGAGGACUGCAGCACUUCUGAGGAGACGGUGAAGCUGCUGCGCUUCUGCUGCUGGGAGAACCCACAGUUCUCCUCCACUGUCCUCAGCGAGCUGCUCUGGCAGGUGGCGUAUUCCUACACCUAUGAGCUGAGGCCUUACCUGGAUCUCCUGCUGCAGAUCCUCCUGAUUGAGGACUCGUGGCAGACGCACCGGAUCCACAAUGUUUUGAAGGGCAUUCCCGAUGACCGAGACGGACUCUUUGACACCAUCCAGCGCUCCAAGAACCAUUAUCAGAAACGGGCCUAUCAGUGCAUUAAAUGCAUGGUGGCCCUCUUCACCAACUGCUCUGUGGCUCAUCAGAUCCUGCAGAGUAACGGGGAUCUGAAGAGGAAGUGGACGUGGGCA